AUGGCGAGCGUGAUCAACAACCUCUUUGGGGCCAAAUCCUCAGACAGCCCUGAGUCGACGCAGGCUGCCGGCGAUGCUGACUUCGCCGACUACCAGGCUGCCGACCCGUCUCCGGCUCCCGUCGUGCCCGAGUCCUCGACAGCGAACCCGUUCGGUGCCGCGCAGACCAUCCAACCCUUCACAAAGUGGUACAAUGUUCACGAGCGCCAUAGCUUGUCCGAGUUCAAGACGGAGGGUCUCAUCCUGUCCGUCAUCGCCGCGGUGCUGCUCCUUCACCUGUUCGGCGCCCGUCUGAACCGCAACAAGGCCAAGAAGUGGAUUCGCGCCCACGCCGCGCCAUUGACCUCGGAGUUUGCCUCCGUUGGCUUUACCGGCGUUCCUCCGGCCGUGGCGGACAAGAAGGGUGAUGAGCUGCUCCAGGCCCUCAUCGACACGAACACGCGCCAGGGCGACAGCCUGCUCAGGGAGAACAGCCUCUUUGAGUUCGCCACCUACGCGACCGGUCGCGCUAACGUUGCCUUCCUCGACGUUAAGCUCACCCUCGUGAAGCGUUUCAACCCGCUCACCGUGCUCUUCGAGACCGCCUUUGCUUUCUUUACCGAUAGCGGCGCCGAGACCCAGGACAUCCUCGAGGCCACGUUGUACCCCUUCGACGGCAAGGAGGCGCUUACCGUCCCCGGAAUCCCGGGUGCCGCCGAGGCGCGUAGCAAGGAUGGCAAGAGCGCCUUCGACGGUUUCGUGUGGGCUCUUGUCCACAAGGAGCGCAUGAAGCAGGUCCGUGAGGACCGCUACGACGUGUCGCUCACCGUGACCAAGGACCACGCCAAGCUCCCCAACUGGCUCACCGUCAUGACCGAGAGCGCCGAGAUCACUGACGCUCUGCUCACCCCGGAGCUGAUCAAGGCCGCCGAACUCGCCGGAGACCUGUUGGAGUGCCUCAUCAUCACGGACCAACCGGUUGAGAAGCCCAAGACCCUCAACGACACGACCCCCCGCAAGCGCGUCUUCCUCCGGUACCGCCUCCCGUCGGACAACGACUACGGCAAGCUGGUUCCGCUGUUCAAGCACUUCCUCCGCAUCACGGACCGGCUGGUGCAGGGCCCGCGGUUCCGGCCCGAGGUGCUGCGCAAGGUGAAGGCGGCGCGCGAGGCGACGACGCGGCAGAUCCAGAAGGCCGACGAGGAGGAGCGCGCCGAGGAGCGCGCCGCCGAGCGCGAGCGCCUCAAGAAGGCCAAGCGCGACCAGGAGCUCAACGCCCUCGACGCCAAGGCCCAGAAGAAGUACCUCGAGCGCGAGCGCGAGAAGGAGAUGAAGAAGAGCAUGCGCAAGCAGACCACCCGCGGGUAA
Messenger RNA from Chaetomium fimeti, 1347 nucleotides. RefSeq lists its product as uncharacterized. The transcript has 3 exons. Bases 1 to 1347 code for a protein of 448 amino acids. Gene Ontology annotation, cellular component: endoplasmic reticulum. The record is from RefSeq and is a predicted model, not a curated record. Gene Ontology annotation, molecular function: calcium ion binding. Lineage: Eukaryota; Fungi; Ascomycota; Sordariomycetes; Sordariales; Chaetomiaceae. Gene Ontology annotation, biological process: endoplasmic reticulum calcium ion homeostasis.